This is a messenger RNA of Trematosphaeria pertusa, 1839 nucleotides long. RefSeq names its product putative citrate synthase. Gene Ontology annotation, biological process: tricarboxylic acid cycle; carbohydrate metabolic process; citrate metabolic process. The transcript has 7 exons. Lineage: Eukaryota; Fungi; Ascomycota; Dothideomycetes; Pleosporales; Trematosphaeriaceae. The record is from RefSeq and is a predicted model, not a curated record. Bases 32 to 1456 code for a protein of 474 amino acids. Gene Ontology annotation, cellular component: mitochondrial matrix.
CCUUUGUUGCCCAAUUCGACUCUCAUCCCCAAUGGCUUCCGCGCUGCGAUUGAGCACGAGCGCCUUGCGCUCCACGCUCCCCUCCGCCGCGCCCUUGCGAUCUGCUGCCGUCUUCAAUGGCUUCCGCAGCUACUCAACGGGCAAGAGCCAGACACUAAAGGAGGCCUUCGCCGCGAAGCUCCCCGGUGAGAUCGAGAAGAUCAAGAAGCUCCGAAAAGAGCACGGCAACGAUGUCAUUGGCCAGGUCACUCUUGACCAGGUCUACGGCGGUGCUCGCGGGAUCAAGUCGCUCGUCUGGGAGGGCUCAGUCCUGGACUCUGAGGAGGGUAUCCGAUUCCGUGGAAAGACCAUUCCCGAAUGCCAGCAGGUCCUCCCCAAGGCCCCUGACGGCGCUGAGCCUCUCCCAGAAGGUCUCUUCUGGCUUCUUCUGACGGGAGAAGUCCCCACCGAGCAGCAGGUCCGCGACCUGUCCGCGGACUGGGCAGCCCGUUCGGACGUCCCCAAGUUCGUUGAGGAGCUGAUCGACCGCUGCCCCAAUGACCUCCACCCGAUGGCCCAGUUCUCGCUCGCCGUCACUGCUCUUGAGCACCAGUCGAACUUUGCUAAAGCGUACGCUAAGGGAAUGCACAAAUCCCAAUACUGGGAGCACACUUUCGAGGAUGCCAUGAACCUUAUCGCAAAGCUCCCGACUAUCGCCGCUAAGAUCUACCGCAACAUUUACAAGGAUGGCAGGGUCCCUGCUAUCGAGAAGGACAAGGACUACUCCUACAACUUGGCCAAUCAGCUCGGAUUCGCUGAGAACAAGGACUUCGUCGAGCUGAUGAGGUUGUACCUCACUAUUCACACCGACCACGAAGGCGGCAACGUCAGCGCACAUACUACCCAUCUGGUUGGCAGCGCUCUCAGCUCUCCUUACCUGUCAUUAGCUGCUGGUCUCAACGGUCUUGCUGGACCCCUUCACGGACUGGCUAACCAGGAGGUGCUCGUCUGGCUUCAGAGGAUGAAGAAGACCAUUGGCAACGACCUCAGCGACCAGGCCAUCAAGGACUACCUAUGGUCCACCCUCAAGGCCGGCCAGGUCGUUCCUGGAUAUGGCCAUGCCGUGCUCCGCAAGACCGAUCCUCGCUACGUCUCCCAGCGCGAAUUCGCGCAGAAGCACUUGCCCGACGACCCCAUGUUCAAGCUCGUCAGCCAGGUCUACAAGAUUGCUCCUGGUGUCCUCACGGAGCACGGCAAGACCAAGAACCCCUACCCCAACGUCGACGCUCACUCCGGUGUUCUCCUGCAAUACUAUGGCCUCACUGAGCAGGGCUACUACACUGUCCUCUUCGGUGUCUCCCGCGCUCUUGGUGUGCUUCCUCAGCUCAUCAUCGACCGUGCCGUCGGCGCUCCCAUCGAGAGGCCCAAGUCCUUCAGCACUGAGGCGUACGCUAAGCUGGUCGGUGCCACUUUGUAAGCUGAUUACGCGGAGACGGGUAGCUGUAAUAAAGCGAUUGGAGUGGUGGCUCAAGGAAAGAGUUCAUGUGUACCAUCUAGACUAGGGAAUGUAGGUAUAGGGAUCGGGCGCGUUUUGGUGUAGCAUGCAUCAAGCUUUCAUUUGGUCUGUCUUUGUUGUAGUAGUACCAUUUUAGUAGCGACUGGCGACCAAUAUCAUGCCUGAAAAGUUCUCAACUGUUGCUCGGACUGUUUGCGCUACCUGAGAGGACGAGAAUGAAUAGCGCUGUUCAUCCAGGCCACGGCAGGAAGAGACGGCCUGAAGGCCUUCAGUGCCUUUCACAAGGGCUCAAUGGAUACGGAAAGCCCUCCGGGGGAGUUCGAGCCCCCCUUUACAGAAUCAAA